Messenger RNA from Kluyveromyces marxianus DMKU3-1042, 2127 nucleotides. It is a transcript of the gene ATM1, whose product is annotated as ATP-binding cassette Fe/S cluster precursor transporter ATM1. Bases 1 to 2127 code for a protein of 708 amino acids. NCBI's taxonomy places the organism in Eukaryota, Fungi, Ascomycota, Saccharomycetes, Saccharomycetales, Saccharomycetaceae. The record is from RefSeq and is a predicted model, not a curated record. Gene Ontology annotation, cellular component: mitochondrial inner membrane. Gene Ontology annotation, biological process: transmembrane transport; intracellular iron ion homeostasis. The transcript has a single exon. Gene Ontology annotation, molecular function: ATP binding; ATP hydrolysis activity; ABC-type transporter activity.
AUGGUACCAAUGUUUCGUCGUUCUCCGGUUGUAAUAUCGGUGUGGAAGUCUGGACUGAAGUCUGGACUGAAGUCCGCAUUCCACACCUCUCUGGUCCAACCAAGGCUCUUGUCGAUGAGACAAUGCUUGGGAAAUGGUGCUAGGGUAGAAUUCAAGAGAUUUAACAGUUCUAUUAGCAAUAAUAAAGCCGCUGGUAGUGCUGCUACUGCUAUCCCGGUUAAAAAGAUCGUUCCUCCACAACCAGCUUCAAAGGAGAAGUCAAAGACUCCUACUAUAUCUGAAUUGCGGAUUAUGAAGGAUCUUUUCAAGUAUAUCUGGCCGCGUGGCGAUAAGAAAAUCCGGAUCAGGGUUUUGGUGGCAUUGGGUCUUUUGAUUGGUGCCAAAUUGUUGAAUGUUCAGGUUCCGUUCUUCUUUAAACAGACGAUCGACUCUAUGAACAUCGAGUGGGGGUCUGACGUCGGGACGGUUUUGCCAGUAGCGAUUACGAUGACGAUUCUUUCGUAUGGUGCAGCCAGGUUUGGAUCUGUGCUAUUUGGGGAGUUGAGGAACGCAGUGUUUUCUAGAGUUGCGCAAAACGCUAUUCGGAAAGUGUCGUUACAGACGUUCCAGCAUUUGAUGAAGUUGGAUCUAGGAUGGCAUUUGAGCAGACAGACUGGUGGGCUAACGCGGGCCAUGGAUAGGGGUACGAAGGGUAUCUCGUAUGUGCUUAGUGCGAUGGUUUUCCAUAUCAUUCCGAUCACUUUUGAAAUAUCCGUCGUUUGCGGUAUAUUAACGUACCAGUUUGGUACUUCGUUUGCAGCGGUCACGUUUGCUACUAUGCUUCUGUACUCGAUUUUCACCUUCAGGACCACUGCGUGGAGGACUGAAUUCAGAAGAAGCGCCAAUCGUGCUGAUAACAAGGCUGCGUCGGUGGCAUUGGACUCUUUGAUCAAUUUUGAAGCGGUCAAGUACUUCAACAACGAGCAGUAUUUGGCAAACAAGUACCACAAGUCCCUUUCCAACUACCGCGACUCCCAAAUCAAAGUCGCCCAGUCUUUGUCCUUCCUCAAUGCAGGCCAGAACUUCAUAUUUACGUCCGCAUUAACGGCAAUGAUGUACAUGGGUGCAACUGGUGUGAUGGGAGGCAGCUUGACGGUGGGUGACUUGGUCUUGAUCAACCAGCUAGUGUUCCAGUUAUCGGUGCCCCUAAACUUCUUGGGGUCUGUGUACAGAGAGUUGAAGCAGUCGUUGAUUGAUAUGGAAUCUCUUUUCAAGUUGCAAAAGAAUCCCGUCUUGAUCCAGAGCCCCGCCAAGCCAUUGAUGCUACCAGACCAUCUACCUUGCGAGAUCAAGUUCGAGAAUGUUACGUUCGGGUACCAACCAGACAGAAAUAUUCUACGAAAUGCUACGUUCACCAUCCCACCGGGCAAGAAGACCGCAAUUGUGGGGCCCAGUGGGUCUGGUAAGUCGACAAUAUUGAGACUCAUGUUCAGAUUUUACGACCCACAACAAGGCCGAAUUCUACUAGACGGUAAAGACAUCAAGGAACUAGACUUGGAGCAAUUGAGAAAGAUCAUCGGUGUGGUACCACAGGAUACUCCACUUUUCAACGACACCAUCUGGGAAAACGUCAAGUUUGGUAGAAUCGAUGCCACGGAUUCAGAGAUCGUCGCUGCAAUAGAGAAGGCCCAGCUAUCGGAGUUGAUCCACAAGCUACCGAAGGGUACCGAAACCAUUGUUGGGGAACGAGGCCUCAUGAUAAGUGGUGGUGAAAAACAGAGAUUGGCUAUCGCAAGAGUGCUAUUGAAGGACACCCCAAUCAUGUUCUUCGACGAGGCUACUAGUGCCCUAGACACCCACACAGAACAAUCACUACUAAAGACAAUAAAGGAAAACUUCAAUAACGUCUCUAAAACAAGCGUCUACAUCGCCCACAGGCUCAGAACAAUCGCUGAUGCCGACAAGAUCAUCGUCUUGGAAAACGGUGCAGUCAAAGAACACGGUACCCACAACGAAUUGCUAGCCGACCCCAACUCCCUGUACAGCGAGCUCUGGAACAUACAAGAGAACCUUGAUAUGCUGCAAGAAGAACUCGAGGAAGAGCGCAAUCUCGAACAACAUCCUUCUCUAGUAAAAGAAAAGAAGUAG